Aspergillus puulaauensis is the source of this 1668-nucleotide messenger RNA. RefSeq lists its product as uncharacterized. NCBI's taxonomy places the organism in Eukaryota, Fungi, Ascomycota, Eurotiomycetes, Eurotiales, Aspergillaceae. The record is from RefSeq and is a predicted model, not a curated record. The transcript has 6 exons. Gene Ontology annotation, molecular function: catalytic activity. Bases 1 to 1668 code for a protein of 555 amino acids.
AUGGCCAUCGGAAGUUAUUCUGUUCCCAAGGCGGCCGAAUCGCUCCUGCUUGAAGGAAUACUGCAGAACCCUGUCCUGCGCCAUAACAUUCCUACAGACGCUUCCGCCUUUGCAGAGUAUACGAAAUUCUCUGGAAGUGACAAGCCCAGUGUGCCUAUUAAUUGGAGAUUCGCCGAAAGCAUCUCGGCGCUCAAAGGCCUGGAGUCUCUGUGGCUAAACGCACUGCUGAAGGCCAAGGACCAUGCUACUCUGUUCUUCAUGUCCUGCUUAGUGCUAGAUGUCGUGGGCAAAGACGGUAAACCGGAAAAUCCAAAUCUAUCCUCGAUGCAGCGCGCCCUGUCUGUCUUCCCAAUGAACCGGGGAGAGAGCCCUGUGUAUCGAGGGGCGGCAACAAACAUCUACAAGACCAAGGAUGGUCGCUUCUACCAUCUCCACGGGAGCAUGAACGCGGUCCCAUCGUUGACAGCUCUGGACCUCCCACUGACAGCAGACUAUACAAGCGAGGCCGAGGCCAGCCGUGUCAUCCAAGAUCGCGUCUCUCAAUUAGACUCUCAGGAGCUGGAUACUUUGAUGAACGAGGAAUACCGCCAGGCAGGGACUAUCUGCUACAGCACAGAGGAAUUCAAACACGGCGACCACGGUAAACACAAUGCGCAAGCUGGCCUCUACGAACUCCGUCAUGUUCCCAAUGUAAACCAGCAGCCAGCCUGGUGGAAGGACUCGGCAGACACCGGAGUUUCUCGCCCUUUGGCAGGAUUGAAAGUUAUUGACCUGACCAGAGUCAUUGCCGGGCCAUCUAUAACAAAGGGCCUCGCAGAGCUUGGUGCCAGUGUGCUCAGAGUAACAGGCCCGGAUGUUGUCGAUUUUGUUCCACUCCAUGGCGAUCUGAACUGGGGGAAAUGGAACUGCUCCCUUGAUUUGAAGUCCCCUAAAGGCAAGAAGACAUUACAGGAUCUUAUUUACGAGGCAGAUGUUGUACUAGACGGAUAUCGGCCUGGGGUGAUGGAGCGACUCGGGUUUGGAAGAGAGGCAGUUCUUGGCCUUGUCAAAGAUCGCCCCUAUGGCCUUGUCUACGCUCGCGAGAAUUGCUAUGGAUGGCACGGUCCGUGGCAGCACAGGAGUGGCUGGCAGCAAAUUAGUGAUGCAGUAUGCGGUGUUUCUCUUGAGUACGGCAGGGCUAUGGGGCUCGAUGAACCAGCUACCCCCGUCUUCCCAAAUUCCGACUACUGCACUGGAGUUAUCGGCGUCUCCGGCAUCCUGAAUGGUCUGCUCGAACGAGGCCAAAAGGGAGGAUCGGUAUACGUAGAUAUCGCCCUCAAUUACUACUCCCAGUGGCUGGUGAAUUCAGUCGGCGUUUACCCCCCCGUAGUAUGGGAGGAAGUAUGGAACAAGCAUCAGAACUUGACAUUCCGCCACAUCCAAGGAAUGGGGACGAUGAUCCCAGCUAUGCUGAAAUCAUUGGCACAGAACAGUGGCAACGUGCUAUUCCGGCCUGAGUUCUUUGAGACCCGCCACUCUGCAGCUGUUGACCGCUACUUUAAGGCAGUCAGGCCGAUCCUGAACUUCCCAGGCAAAGAGGUCAACCUUUGCUAUAACGUUGGGACUCGAACCAACGGUCAUGAUGCAGCCAGAUGGCCAGAGGACCUGCGUAGUGAAGUUAUUGUCUGA